CCGAGGACCAGACGGCGGGAUGGCGGGGGCUCUGCUGGGUGCCCUGCUCCUCCUGGAGCUCCUCGGUGGAGGUGACGGCAAGAACGAAGAGCUACGUCUCUACCACCAUCUUUUCGACAACUACGACCCAGAACGCCGGCCGGUGAAGGAGCCUGAAGACACUGUCACCAUCACCCUCAAGGUCACCCUGACCAACCUGAUCUCACUAAACGAGAAAGAGGAGACCCUCACCACCAGCGUCUGGAUUGGAAUCGACUGGCAGGAUUACAGACUCAACUUCAGUAAGGACGACUUCGGGGGCAUAGAAACCUUGCGGGUCCCUUCGGAGCUCGUGUGGCUGCCUGAGAUCGUGCUGGAAAACAACAUCGACGGCCAGUUCGGCGUGGCCUACGACGCCAACGUGCUGGUCUACGAGGGCGGCUACCUGAGCUGGCUGCCCCCGGCCAUCUACCGCAGCAGCUGCGCCGUGGAGGUCACCUACUUCCCCUUUGACUGGCAGAACUGCUCGCUCGUCUUCCGCUCGCAGACGUACAACGCCCGAGAGGUGGCGUUUGUCUUCGCCGUGGAUGACGAGGGCAAGACCAUCAGCAACAUCGACAUCGACACCGAGGCCUACACUGAGAACGGCGAAUGGGCCAUCGAUUUCUGCCCCGGACUGAUCCAUCACCACGGGGGCUCCGCGGACGACCCGGGGGGCAUUGACGUCAUCUACACGCUCAUCAUCCGCCGGAAGCCGCUCUUCUACACAAUCAACAUCAUCGUGCCCUGCGUGCUCAUCUCGGGCCUGGUGCUGCUCGCCUACUUCCUGCCGGCGCAGGCCGGCGGCCAGAAGUGCACCGUGUCCAUCAACGUCCUGCUGGCGCAGACCGUCUUCUUGUUCCUGAUCGCCCAGAAGACCCCCGAGACGUCGCUGAGCGUGCCGAUGCUGGGCAGGUACCUCAUCUUCGUCAUGGUGGUCGCCACGAUCAUCGUCAUGAAUUGCGUCAUCGUGCUCAACUUGUCACUGCGGACGCCCACCACGCACGCCGCGUCUCCGCGGCUGCGCCACGUCCUGCUGGAGCUGCCGCCUCGCCUCCUGGGCUCCCGCGCGCCGCCCGAGCCCCCCCGGGCCGCCUCGCCGCCCCGGCGCGCGUCGUCGGUGGGCCUGCUGCUCCGCGCCGAGGAGCUGAUACUGAAAAAGCCGCGGAGCGAGCUCGUGUUUGAGGGGCAGAGGCACCGGCAUGGGCCCUGGACCGCCGCCCUCUGCCAGAGCCUGGGCGCCGCCGCCCCCGAGGUCCGCUGCUGCGUGGACGCCGUGAACUUCGUGGCCGAGAGCACGCGAGACCAGGAGGCCUCCGGCGAGGAGGUGUCCGACUGGGUGCGCAUGGGGAAGGCCCUCGACAACAUCUGCUUCUGGGCCGCCCUGGUGCUCUUCGGCGUGGGGUCCAGCCUCAUCUUUCUGGGGGGCUACUUCAAUCAAGUGCCCAAGCUGCCCUACCCGCCGUGUAUGUAGACGGCUCUUCCACCGCCUCCGGGAGGAAACCGGGCGUGAAAAAACCAAGUUGCAGUCGCUGCCGCAGCGGGAUUCUUUCCUAAUGCCGAUAAUAAACCCGGGCCUUUCCGUCUCAAGAA
This is a messenger RNA of Panthera uncia (snow leopard), 1611 nucleotides long. RefSeq names its product cholinergic receptor nicotinic epsilon subunit (gene CHRNE). The record is from RefSeq and is a predicted model, not a curated record. The transcript has 12 exons. Gene Ontology annotation, biological process: chemical synaptic transmission; signal transduction; nervous system process. NCBI's taxonomy places the organism in Eukaryota, Metazoa, Chordata, Mammalia, Carnivora, Felidae. Gene Ontology annotation, molecular function: transmembrane signaling receptor activity; acetylcholine-gated monoatomic cation-selective channel activity. Bases 20 to 1492 code for a protein of 490 amino acids. Gene Ontology annotation, cellular component: synapse; postsynaptic membrane; neuron projection.